Didymodactylos carnosus is the source of this 1056-nucleotide messenger RNA. NCBI's taxonomy places the organism in Eukaryota, Metazoa, Rotifera, Eurotatoria, Philodinida, Philodinidae. The record is from the annotation of a GenBank genome assembly.
AUGGCUGAAUCAAAAUUAAUCGAUUUACCGAAUGAAAUAUUUCUAGAAAUUUUUGAAUAUUUUGAUGUUAGUCAUGUAUUCUAUUCACUGUAUGGAUUAAUUGUUCGACUGGACACACUUGUCAAGCAGUGCCAUCCUUAUCAUUUAAAUCUGGAUACAGCCGAAAAGUUUAACUGUGUACCUGAAUACUUACAACCAGAACGAAUUCGUUCACUAACAAUAUCAAGUAGUGAUCAAAUGCUUUUAUUUAAUAAACUAUUUUCAAUGGUAAAAGUUGUCGAAAAUUGUCAAGCCUUGAUCGUACAUGACAUUCAACCACUCGAUUUUAUUGAUUUAGUGCCUCAGUUAUCUAACUUUAAGAAUUUAUCAUCACUAUCAGUCAUCAGAAAAAUGCCUAUAAGUUAUAAACACAUUUACAGCAUCUUAUUUAGAAUGAUCAUAUGUAAUCAGAUACCAGCACUAAAAUACCUCAAACUAAUAGUACCAAAUCGGAUAUUGUUUAUUCCAGGACCCGAACUAAUAAUCCCUUCAAAUAAUCUGGAACAUUUAGUAUUGAACUAUUGUACGAUCAAAGAUGUAUUUGAUCUACUUCAUUAUAUGUGCAACUUAAACAGCUUAAAUAUUCAUUCAUUACAUGAGGGAAGCAUAUGCCAUUUAGCAAGAAAAGCAACAAUAAUAGAUUUGAAAAUUAAAACUAAGUCAGAUGUAACAUUUAAGUAUCUGACCGUAUUAUUAAUUGAAAUGCCUCAGUUGAAAACAUUCUCAUUGAAAGCUUUUGGCGAAGAUUUUGCUGACGGACACAAAUGGAAACGGUUGAUCGAAAGCCACUUUCCAUUUUUAACUAAAUUUCGAUUUAUAAUUGGAAUUAAUAUUGUUAACCUUGACGCUAUUAAUCAAAUAUUAUCGACAUUCCAAACCGAUUUUUGGUCAAAAACAAAGAAAUGGUUUGUGAAAUAUGAUUAUCGAAACGUGGGAGAUCGAGAUCGGGGUCGUCGUCGAGGUGGAGAUGAAGGUGAAGGUCGACGUGUAUUUACAAGAAUUUACACAAUACCUUAA